UGACUUUACUGUCAUCCAUAUACCCUUGUUAUUUGAUUGCAUUUGAAAAUACCAUACACGAUCUCAGCAUGGCUACCGAGGAAGGCUGGCACACGGUAGAGGACGGAACGAAGCUGUACACGAAGACUUGGAAGACGGAAGGGCCGGCAAAGGCUCGCCUUGUAUUCGUUCACGGGUUCAGCGAUCACUGCAACACGUACAAUUCUUUCUUUCCGACGCUUGCUUCCAAAGGUAUCGAAGUUUACACCUUCGAUCAAAGAGGAUGGGGACGUUCUGCGCAGAAGAAAUCUGAGAGGGGCCAUACCGGCCCAACAACCAGGGUCUUGGAUGACAUCAGCUCCUUCCUGAGGACAGUGAUCCCAUGCCCUAUUCCGCUAUUCCUCAUGGGCCACUCUAUGGGCGGCGGAGAAGUCCUCUGCUACAUCGCUCAAGGACCCGCCGACAUCCGAAAGCACAUCCGUGGCUACCUUCUCGAAUCGCCCUUUGUAGACUUCAGCCCAGCGUCAAAGCCGUCGCCCAUCACCGUCUUCUUCGGUCGGCUGGCUGGCAAGCUCCUCCCGCAUCGCCAGAUGGUCAACAAGCUGGACGUCAAGCUUGUCUCCCGGGAUCCCGCAGUGCAGAAGCAGUUUGAUGAAGACGAACUAUGCCAUGAUACGGGAACCCUCGAAGGACUCGCGGGUCUGUUGGACCGUACUGGCGACCUGGCGAGCGGGAGGAUUAAGAUUGGUGAUGACGCUGGAGAGGGCGGUGUCACUAGGAUAUGGAUCGGCCACGGGAAUAAGGACGGAAUCACCAACCCCCUUGCCUCGAGGGCGCUGGCGGAGAGAAUUGAGGCCAAGGACAAGGAGUACAAGUCGUAUGAGGGCUACUAUCACAGACUGCAUGACGAACCAAGCCCGGAGAAGGAGGUGUUCAUGGACGAUGUUGCGAACUGGAUUUUGGCUCGGUCCGUCGAAUCUGUCCAGGUGGAUGGCGCGAAGUCGAAGCUCUAAAAAGUAUAGAAGGUUUACGGGCACCAUGUAGAGGGGAGAUGUACCGAUGGGCAUACUCAUUCAUCCUCCGUAUCGCAGUCUGGUGUUAAAUGAAUACUCCAUUAUCUACGCGUUCUCAUGGCUUCUGCAUGAAAUAAAACGGCUAUACUUAUAGCUAUAGACUAGACAGUAAUACUUAUCUAGAAUAACAUUGUAU
Messenger RNA from Trematosphaeria pertusa, 1188 nucleotides. RefSeq names its product alpha/beta-hydrolase. Gene Ontology annotation, molecular function: lipase activity. Gene Ontology annotation, cellular component: membrane. The transcript has 5 exons. The coding region runs from base 69 to 992 and encodes 307 amino acids. The record is from RefSeq and is a predicted model, not a curated record. NCBI's taxonomy places the organism in Eukaryota, Fungi, Ascomycota, Dothideomycetes, Pleosporales, Trematosphaeriaceae.